ACUUCAGUUGCGCCGAGGCUCAUCCAGUUGCUGUGAAUCGGCUGAGUUAAGGUAGAUCCACAUGUCCUUGAAGUGAUAUUCGGCUUCAAUCAAGCAGGAAUAACUCUGUGCCCGCACAUUCUACAUGAAGAUGGAGUUUAUUAAAGAGGAGAGUGAAGACGUCAAUAUUCCAGAUCUAUGUGCAAUGAAAAAGGAAGAUACUGAGGAACAAAUAGACCUGAUGGAAGUGAAAGAGGAAAGUCAAGAACCGAAUGAAGAGGAUCAGAAACCUGUUAACUUCAUUACUGGAGAAAAAAAUAAUAAUUACUCACAGACUGAAGUGAAUUUCACACACACAAAAACAAAGGCAGAAAAUGCUUCCACAUGCCCUCAGUGUGGAAAGAGUUUCACAAAAAAAGGAAACCUUAAAAGGCACCUGUUAAUUCACACUGGAGAGAAGCCUUUCACAUGCCCUCAGUGUGGAAAGUGUUUCACAAAAAAAGGAGUCCUUGAGAAGCACCUGAGAGUUCACACUGGAGAGAAACCAUUCACUUGCACUCAGUGUGGAAAGAGUUUUAUACAGAAAGUACACCUUUCUAAUCACAUUAAAAUUCAUACUGGAGAGAAGCCUUUCACGUGCCCUCAGUGUGGAAAGAGUUUCAUAGAUAAAGGAAACUUUAAUAGUCACAUGAGAGUUCACACUGGAGAGAGGCCUUUCUCAUGCCAUCAUUGUGGAAAGAGUUUCACAAAAAAAGGAGUCCUUAAGGAGCACCUAGAAGUUCACACUGGUGAGAAACCUUACACAUGUCAUCAGUGUGGAAAGAGUUUCAGACGUAAAAUACACCUUUCGGAUCACAUGAGAAUUCAUACUGGAGAGAAGCCUUUUACGUGCCAUCACUGUGGAAAACGUUUUGCAGAUAAAGGAAACAUUAAAAUCCACAUAAGAGUUCACACAAGAGAGAAGCCUUACACAUGCCUUCAGUGUGGAAAUAGUUUCUCAAGUCCAAGCAGCCUUAAAAGGCAUAGAAGUGUUCAUUCAGAAAAGGAGUUACACGACUGUUCACUAUUCAGUUUCAACCAAGCAGGGAAAUUAAAAAAUCAUCAGCACUUUAAUUCUGGCUUCACAGGACAAAAUACCCUUGAGAAUCACAUGAGAAUUCACACUGCAGAGAGCCAUUUUGACUUGAAAAUUCAUGGUAAUAAGAAACCUUACUUCUGUUCUAUUUGUGGAGAAAGUUUUUUAGAGCAGGGUGAUUAUAAACAGCACUAUAAAAUACAUACAGGUGUGAGAGAUUAUGUGUGCUCAGAGUGUGGUAAAGCCUUUGUCCUAUUAAACCACUUAGAAGUCCAUCAAAGAAUUCAUACUGCAGAAAAACCUUACAAGUGCUCACAUUGUGGAAGGAGUUUCACUGCCUCAGGAAACCUGAAAACCCAUGAGAGAAUGCAUACUGGAGAGAAGCCAUACCACUGCACUUCAUGUGGAAAGAGUUUCAGCUCAUCAAGUAAUCUAUGGAGACAUAUAAGGAAGAAUUGUUCAAACUUAUCAAAGUGAACAAACUUUAUCUUAAGAAUCUUUAUCUUGUGAAAUGUAACAUUUCGGUUCAAAGCAUUCAGUCAAGCUUGGUCAUUUGGCAGUUCAUGGUGGAAUGGGCACAUUAAUGUAAUUUGUCUUAUAAUGUGCAGAUUCAGCUUUCUCAGAGUUUCUCCAACAAAACAACAGCAUACCACUUGUUUACUUGCCAUUAUACUACUCAUUAUAGUUUGCCUCAUUCAGCUGAAACUACAUGCUGGAUAUGCCCAAUACGUGAAAUAGUUAGUAUUACUGUGACUUUGUGCUCUUUAUCUGCUUAAUUUUCUGCUGUCACCGCUAUGUUCUGUCUGUUCCAAUCUGCUCAUUAAAUCAGCUCAGCCAAAGCAAAAGAGGACUGCUGCUUUGUCUCUGUGAGAUUUCACAUUCGUGUAAUAUCAACAGAGAUUCAGAGAGACCGAGAUGCCUGAGUUGGUAUGUCUGUCACCCCUCCACCAUUCUUAAUCAUCAAGUGGUAUCAUACCUCUGACUGAAGAUAACGAGAUCUCAGCAAAACAGCCGGCAAGUGUGACACCCUCGCCCACAAUUUAGAUUUUUUUGAGUCUGCUAGUGAGAUGCCGGCUUUAAAGGGGUCAUGACUUCCUUUUUUUCCCCCCUGAGGACCAAUUAUACUGUUAGUAAAGUUUGUUUGCACAAUAAUAGUUUAGUAAUACAGUGCAUCCGGAAAGUAUUCAAAGUGCUUCACUUUUUCCACAUUUUGUUAUGUUACAGCCUUAUUCCAAAAUUGAUUCAAUUCAUUAUUUU
This is a messenger RNA of Xyrauchen texanus (razorback sucker), 2311 nucleotides long. Its product is annotated as gastrula zinc finger protein XlCGF57.1-like. Bases 125 to 1531 code for a protein of 468 amino acids. NCBI's taxonomy places the organism in Eukaryota, Metazoa, Chordata, Actinopteri, Cypriniformes, Catostomidae. The record is from RefSeq and is a predicted model, not a curated record. The transcript is spliced from 3 exons. Gene Ontology annotation, biological process: regulation of transcription by RNA polymerase II; central nervous system development. Gene Ontology annotation, molecular function: DNA-binding transcription factor activity, RNA polymerase II-specific; RNA polymerase II cis-regulatory region sequence-specific DNA binding. Gene Ontology annotation, cellular component: nucleus.